Messenger RNA from Phaethon lepturus (White-tailed tropicbird), 867 nucleotides. Its product is annotated as histone RNA hairpin-binding protein-like. The record is from RefSeq and is a predicted model, not a curated record. Gene Ontology annotation, cellular component: histone pre-mRNA 3'end processing complex; cytoplasm. NCBI's taxonomy places the organism in Eukaryota, Metazoa, Chordata, Aves, Phaethontiformes, Phaethontidae. The annotation marks the transcript as partial. The transcript is spliced from 7 exons. Gene Ontology annotation, molecular function: mRNA binding; histone pre-mRNA stem-loop binding. Gene Ontology annotation, biological process: mRNA 3'-end processing by stem-loop binding and cleavage; mRNA transport.
UUCUAUGCAACAUCCACAUUGCUGGGAUCAAGAACAGGAAUGUAGAAGCUGGAAUGAUUCAGAUUCUUUGAUGUUUGAUGAAUAUCAGUGUAGACAUCUAGACCAAUGGCUGGAGAGCUCUACAACACCAGAACAUUCUAGGCCUCUUUCUAUGUGCCCCAGCUGGGAAGGUGGAAUUGAACAAGGCAAAACAAUGAGGACAUCAAAUAAAAAAAUGGCAAGUUCUGUUUCAAAUGAUUCUGCUAAUCCAGCUGAAAGGGAAACAGAUGAAGUGGUUCUAAGGAGAAGACAAAAACAGAUCAAUUUUGGAAAGAAUACCCUUGCAUAUGACAGAUAUAUUAAAGAAGUUCCAAAGAAUCAGCGCAUACCAGGAGUUCAUCCUAGAACUCCCAACAAAUUUAAGAAGUACAGCCGUAGAUCCUGGGACCAGCAAAUCAGGCUGUGGAAGAUAGCAUUGCAUGCCUGGGAUCCUCCUACUGAAGAAACCUGGGACCUGCAGCCAGUUAGUACAGAACCCUCAGGCAGUUCCCAGGAACGGUUCUGCAAAGAUCAGAAUGUUUCUGGCUCCUUUGUAUUUGAUGAAAAGCAGAAGAGAAAUGAGUGUGAAGAUGAAUGCAGACAGACUGACUACACAUCAGAGAGUCCCUGUUCUCCCGAUUCUUCUCCAGUAUGGAAACGCAGAAAAAGAAACAAUUCUGACUCCUCUGUAGCUUCAAAGAGCAAAGACCAUUAUGUGCAUAUGUACCACACACUGGAAAGUCUUACUGAAUCGGGACAUCAGGAGGCUUUUUCGAAGUGCUCAGAGUGGGAAGUCUUUGGUGAAAAUGAUGAAGUAAUGACAGUACAACAUGGUAUAGAAAUAACAAG